AUGGCGCUAAUUGGCGAAGUUGGCAUUCUCCAGGUUGCGAUUGCCCUGGGAAUUAGUGCCCUGGUUGGUUUGUACUCUAUAAUUUACCUCUUCUCACAUAAUCCUAGACAACCAUUUGCAGAGGAGUUACGUUAUCAUACCUUUGAUGAUAAGGGAGGUAUAGUACGAUUUGAUGUUGAUAGAGUUAAUGAAGGUGAUUUGCAUUUAGACGACAUCCUUAUUUCCGUUGUCGUUCCUGCAUAUAAUGAAACUGAUAGAAUACACGUAAUGUUAGAUGACACCAUUAAGUAUUUGAGAUCCCAAUUUCCAAAUAGAUGGGAGAUAUUGAUUGUUGACGAUGGCUCUAAAGAUGGUACAACAGAAUACUGUUUGAAACUUGCCGCAGAAGAAUACAAACUUCAGCCAAAGGAGUUACGCGUCAUUAAAUUUAUAGAAAAUAGAGGUAAAGGUGGUGCAGUAAGACAAGGUCUUCUACAUAUCAGAGGUAAAUAUGGUCUUUUUGCUGAUGCCGAUGGUGCAAGUAAGUUUAGCGAUAUUUCAAAAUUAAUUGACAGCAUCCAAAAACUAGAAAAAUCUGACGAUGAAAAGAAACCUAAAGCAGCAAUGGCUAUCGGAUCAAGAGCUCAUAUGGUAAAUACUGAAGCAGUGAUAAAGAGAUCGCUUCUAAGAAAUUGCCUUAUGUAUGGUUUCCAUACAUUGGUGUACAUAUUUGGUAUUAGGUCUAUUAAAGAUACCCAGUGUGGCUUCAAGCUAUUUAACAGGCCAGCUAUUGAUCUUAUUUUUCCUUAUAUGCAUACAGAGGGUUGGAUAUUCGACGUUGAAAUUUUGUUACUAGCCAACAAAAAAGCAAUUCCAGUUUCAGAAAUCCCUAUAUCAUGGCAUGAAGUUGAUGGUUCUAAAAUGGCCCUUGCGCUAGAUAGCAUCAAAAUGGCUAUCGAUUUGGUUGUUAUUAGAAUGGCAUAUAUUCUGGGUAUAUAUAAUCCUUAUAAACAAUGUUGA
Messenger RNA from Nakaseomyces glabratus, 999 nucleotides. It is a transcript of the gene ALG5, whose product is annotated as dolichyl-phosphate beta-glucosyltransferase. NCBI's taxonomy places the organism in Eukaryota, Fungi, Ascomycota, Saccharomycetes, Saccharomycetales, Saccharomycetaceae. Gene Ontology annotation, cellular component: endoplasmic reticulum membrane. The record is from RefSeq and is a predicted model, not a curated record.